AUGAACAACUACUUCAAGCCAUCAGCACUUGAGUAUACAAAGUUAGUGAGUGUUGUAUAUGCAGUGGUUUUGAUGAGCUUUGGAAUAAUAUUUCCAAUUGCAGAAGCCCUUAAAGACCAGUGGCUCAAAACUGUCUACAACACGGUAUUCUUGACGUUCAACUUAACACUUUCAUCUAUUUUUCUAGUUUAUUUGCUAGUAUUCAUAUUGAAAAAAGAAGCAAAAAAUAACUUCUUCACAGAAGCAUUCAAUAAGCUGAAAAAUUGUUUUCCAACAAUCUCGUCAAAAAUUUCAGGGAGAAGAAACAGUCUUGGUAUUUACAGACAAAAUUAUGAAAACCGCCUGAACUCCAAUCGUAGUUACUUAUUAUCUGGCAACUCCAGUAACGGACAUCAAAGCAGUAUCGAUAAAAGCGCUGAUGAAAUAAAUGUGUUGAAACCAAGAGUUUCAAAAAGAGAAUCAUUUAGCUCAACAUCGUUCGGCGGAAUCGACUUGGGACAUAUAACCCCGAAAGACAAAGAUGCCGAAUCAUGCCCUGACUCUGAUUUGUAUUUUCAAUCGAGGGAGAUAGAACCAGCAACCGACAUUCCAAAACUGUCUGGAAGGAUGAUGCAUAGAUCGUCUAUAUGUGCCACAAUACAAGAGAACUCAGCUGAAAGUGUAAACAGCGAUGAAUCUCUUUUUCCUCUACCAACCGCAUUGAAACAUCGGCAGGUGCAGAACCAGGAACAACCUCAAACAGAGCUUCCCGGCAAAGUAAAUGAUCUCACGUGGAUAGAUGCCGAUUCCUUUGGCAGUGUUUUCACGCAUCACGGAUCCAAUCUUUUUUUGAGAUUUGGUGCUUUAGCCGAGUUACAUCAAGCGUUGAAAGAAGUGUGUGAUAGUGAUUUAUUGCACGCCGCUGCCAAAUAUCUCAUGCCAUUUGUCCUAGAAUACAGCUUAAUUGCUGUUGGAAGCAUAUCCUGUUUUUUAUAUUUUGGAGGAAUUGAAUCAGAGUCAAUGGUCAGUAGAGCCAAACGAAACCUUAUUAGGGUUUUUUCUUUGGCACCUUCGGACUUUGAUAAAUAUAAACAAGUGAUGCAAACAGAAGGAGAGGAAAUUAAUGUCCAUUCAGAAACAAAAGUUAGAUUCAGCAAUUCUGUUGUAGAUAAAGUUCCAAUUGAAAAAAAUGUCAUACAUCCUGGCAUAAAUCCAACAUCAAAUAGUCGACGCCGUAACUCUGAAGCUUUUACUAAUUUUAUGUUGAACCAUGAUCAAAAUCCUCUUCAGAAAUCACACUUAGGGAUGUUUGCUGGAGUUGUUGUGAUGUGUUUAACCGUCGUGGCAUGCGUCGUUUUUCUUUUCUCAUUUUUGCAAGAGAAUCGUUUUCGUGCCGAAAUUAUUUUCUACUCGACAGACAUCAUAAUACACAGUGUUUUACUCAUUGCCUGCAUAUGCGCAUUUGUUUUGAUGAAAAAUUUGGCAUUUGUUUCUAAGCCUGUUUCCACAGAUGACGUGUUGCUCUUGAUAGCUGCUUUUGGUUCGUUGACGUAUGAAAUCGUUAACGCCAGCGCAUUGUUCUCCGCUCUGACUUCACCCAACGAAUAUUCUGUCAUCAACGCAAAAGAUUAUGUGGCACACGCUGUGGAAGUGUUGAGCGUAAACAAAACUUUUGAAGUUUCUCAUCCAAAACAUCUGAAUAGUUCGUCGCUGCAGGCGGAUGACUCGCAGACAAUGUUGGAUGUUGACUAUGGGUACAUAAUUCAAGAUAGGCUUCAGUUAACGUCGGCGUCUAUUGGAAUGUUUCAAACAGCAAUACAAACGCUUUUAAUUUUUGUUUCUCUAAGGAGAUAUCCAAUUUCUGUUGAAGAUGCCCAUGAAAUGCCAGGAAGAGGGACGAUAGCAUUUCUCAUCGUUGGAAACUUAUCAGUUUGGGUUCUCCGAACAGCUUUGUGCAAAAAUUUGCAAAUGCCGGUGCAAACUGUAUUUUACGGAGAAGCACCGUGGCUGUUACUCAUGAACAUCCACUUGCCUAUGCUUCUUUUUUUCCGAUUUCACAGCAGCGUUUGUUUUGCUGACAUAUGGAAGGUUGCCUACCAGUUACUGACGAGACCAGAGAAGCAAAACAUUGUAGAAAACCAUUAA
Molecule: messenger RNA, 2124 nt
Organism: Helobdella robusta
Lineage: Eukaryota; Metazoa; Annelida; Clitellata; Rhynchobdellida; Glossiphoniidae
Exons: 6
Coding region: 1-2124 (707 amino acids)
Biological process (GO): proton transmembrane transport
Cellular component (GO): membrane
Molecular function (GO): proton channel activity
Source: RefSeq, a predicted model, not a curated record